This is a messenger RNA of Harpegnathos saltator (Jerdon's jumping ant), 3643 nucleotides long. Its product is annotated as hexokinase-1. The record is from RefSeq and is a predicted model, not a curated record. Gene Ontology annotation, biological process: glycolytic process; glucose metabolic process; glucose 6-phosphate metabolic process. NCBI's taxonomy places the organism in Eukaryota, Metazoa, Arthropoda, Insecta, Hymenoptera, Formicidae. Bases 1374 to 3065 code for a protein of 563 amino acids. The transcript has 10 exons. Gene Ontology annotation, molecular function: D-glucose binding; fructokinase activity; ATP binding. Gene Ontology annotation, cellular component: mitochondrion; cytosol.
AAUUCUACCGUAUUUACGUUGAAAUUCACAAGAACUACUUGUUCAUAGCAAGAUUAAUUACGUAAUAGUUGCAUAAUAUUAUAUUUUAUACCUUAUCCGUCUUUAUAAAGCGCAGGUGUGCCCAAUCGAACAUACUUAGAGAUAUCAAAUUGGUCUUUGCUAAAGAGGAAUGAUUUACGGUCCCAGUAGAGUCGCGAGCAAUUGCAAUGAUCUAAAUUUAAACUCACUCAUACACACUCUAGUCGUUUUAAUCAAACUCCAUUCAGCUUAUGUAGUCUGGAGAGUCGGAUGUUACUUUAUGUAUAUGUAUGUAACACACGUACAUGUAACAAUGUUUCGUAUUCAUUUUUAUGUGCUCUCGCUUAUAUAUUUAUUGGUCUGUAUUUUACUAGGUAUAAUAAGAUUGCGAGACGGCGUUAACAGUUUUAUAGAUGAUAGCAAUGCGCGCAGCAAAACAUCCAGGAUAAAGUAGAACCCUGUAACGAGACUGAAGAGCGACGAUGACACAUUGGCGAUUCAUUUGAUCGUAGUUUGACCAAGUAUCAAGUAUGUGUAUAUUUGUACAUUUGUACAUGUUUCCCCAUUGUUAACGGCUGCGUAGCGUCGUACAAGUAUGAACGCGUGGACUGGUCAGUUGAGAAUGAAUGAAUCGGCGUAACUAUCAAUAGCCACGUGAUGCGUAAGCCACGUGCGAACAUAAAUGUAACUAAUGAUAUCCUGUCAAAUGUCACUUGAUCGUAUCGGUGAUGUAUUAAUAAACUCAUGUGAAUGAAUGCUCAGCACAUUUUGCCGCAUAUAAAAUUUCGUACUAUAUCAUAAAUUGUUCUGAGCCUUAUAUUCGUAGCCGGCAUGAGAUAAUUGUAUAUUGAGUCGUCAAAUUCUGCGGGCACUUUUUUUUGCUACUUGUAAUCAAUCCUUUUUGAUGAAAAUGCCGGUGGAACGUGAAAGUAAAACGUUUUAUCAUAAUUUCCAAUUAUUUUCCGAAUUUCAAUCUUGUAUAUAUCACUUUGUAAUUAAAUUCCGUAUAAAAAUUGGCUUGAGAAAUCAGCUGGAGAUGAUCAUUGUUGGUUGUUCGUCUUCCCGGGAUUAAAAAAGAUGUGUAUUCAUGAUUAAAAAAACUUGAUUCAAGUAUUCAUGAUUAAACAUUCAAGUGCCUCCUUCGCGUCUUUGCUAACACAGAUGAUCCCGAAUUGAUCAGGAUAUCUGUCACUAAGUUGAAAGUUAUACGUCACUUUAUUUAUAUAGUCACUUUAUUUAUAUGUAAUCACCAACACGAUCAUAGACACCGUUUUGUGUUUGCUUGCAUAUAUCCGCGCGAUCACUCAUUUACAUACGCCGGAACAUGCGCGUGUGCGGUUCGCCGGCGGUGGUGGAUGAACAUCGCGAGUCUGCAGUUUGCUCGUCGGUGGGACACGCGGGGAGUCGAUCGGAGGCACGACCAGUCGCUGCUUGGCGAUCGCGAGUACACUUCGAGUUCUUCCGUCCACGUGUGUAAACGUGCUCCGAUCGCUUGCUUCGAGACAGUCAGAAUCACAGAGAACACAGAGGCAACAUCUCGUGAUCUUGCAAUCAAGAGACUGAACCGGCGGCAGAGGUCCACAGCAGCGGAAGCGAAAGCGCGCAAAACCAGAUCUUCAAAAUCUCCUGACAUGGUCGUGCCCACGGACCAUGAACUGCAUGAAGCAAUUCAAGUUGCGCCACUUAUACUUUCCGACGAUGUAAGACGACAAAAAAUCGAAAAUCAUAUGGAAAAGAUGCGGUUUUCCGCGGCGACGACCAGGAGGAUACGGGACGUCUUCAUUUCGGAAAUGACCAAGGGAAUUCACCAGCAGCCGUCCUCGUUGCAAAUGGAAAAUACUUAUGUGCCGGAACUGAUCAAUGGGACAGAGGAAGGACUCUAUUUGGCGCUCGACCUCGGUGGCACCAACUUCCGGGUGCUCCUGUUGGAAUUGGCUCAGGGCGCUCCCAUUCGACAAGAAGUAAAGCGGUAUUCCAUCAGAUCCGAGUUGAAAGUCGGCCCGGCCAUUCCUCUGUUUGACUAUCUGGCCGAGUGCGUCAGCGAUUUCGUCACCGCCCAAGGGCUUCAGGACACAGAGCUUCCUCUCGGUUUCACAUUCUCGUUCCCGAUGAUCCAACACUCCUUGGAUGUCGGUGUUUUGGUGACAUGGACUAAGAGUUUUAAUUGUCCCGACGCUGUCAACAAGGACGUCGUGAGGCUCCUGCGGGAGGCGCUGGAUCGACGAGGCGACACGAAGGUGAAGGUCGUCGCGGUGUUGAACGACACUACAGGCACUCUGGUGCAGGCCUCGACGUUAGACCAUGAAACAACUAUCGGACUUAUACUCGGGACCGGCAGCAACGCCUGCUACUUGGAACAGGCAGACCGAGUCAAGCACUGGGAAACCAAGAGACACGGCGAGAGAGAAGUUAUUAUCGACAUCGAAUGGGGCGCCUUCGGCGACAAUGGUGUCUUGGACUUCAUCAAGACGGAUUUCGAUCGUGAGAACGACGCCAAUUCUCUUAUCGUGAAUUCAUUCACAUUUGAAAAGUACAUUGCUGGCAAAUAUCUCGGUGAGGUGGUGCGUGUGAUACUUGCGAGGUUGACCAAAGAGGGGCUUUUGUUUGUAGGAGAAAAUACGCCACAUAGUCUGCUAACGCCUGGAAAUCUUACCACCGAUCUGGUGUCGCACAUCGAGCAGGAUUCAGUGGACGGUGAUGACUGCAACACGAAGAAAGUUCUCAAUAAAUUUGGCAUUGUUCCGGACGAGGACGAUAUCAGAAUCGUCCAAUACGUGUGUGAGGUCGCUUCCAACCGCGCGGCUCUUCUAGUAUCGAUAUGUCUCGCGGCUCUGUUGGAUCGUAUCGACAAGGAACAGGUAACGAUCGCUGUGGACGGAUCUCUCUAUAAGCAUCAUCCUCGGUUAGAGGGCUGGAUGAAACGAUAUAUUCCGCUUCUCACUUCUUCUGGACGAAAGUUCAAAUUAAUUCACGCAGAAGAUGGGAGCGGCAAAGGCGCUGCGCUCGUGGCCGCUAUCGCGCAAAGGCUUAAGAUGCGGCUACAAUAACAAUGAAUACACUAGGAGGUUCUUUUUGACGCAGUCCUUGGCCUACCGUGGCGCACCAUGCAAGUCGUCAUAGAAAUAUUCCGUGACAGAUUUUAUUCAAUAACCAAUAACGUCAUAGUUAAUCGUUAAUUCCUCUCAAUACUAUUGAUACAUGUGCGUUGUACAUCUGUACUGCAAUUCAUUGCACGAGUUUUAACAAAAAUGAGUUUAAACAUCAUAAACAUACAUCAGGAUGUGUUUACAUUGGCUUUGUGAUAAUGUGAAACGUCAAAAAGAUAUCGAUUGAACUGACAAAUGGAAAACGUGUGUGCGUGUACUGUUUAAAAAAAUAGAUAUAUGUUUCGUUAAACGCGAGGGGAGUUGUAAAAUGGAUUAAAGAGGGAGAGUAAAAUACAAAUAUUGAAAUAUUUAUUUAUUAAAUAUUUAUUUAUUAAAUAAAAUUUCAAUAUAUGAGUACAUAUGCAUUUACAAAGUAAGAGGUUGUUGCGUCUUGUAAACGUCGGGGACGUCCUUUUUUAUACGAGAGGAAAAGCCAAGUUGUUAUAAUAAAAGACUAGUAAAAUAAUGAAUCAUUUUAA